Oryza sativa Japonica Group (Japanese rice) is the source of this 1676-nucleotide messenger RNA. Its product is annotated as fumarylacetoacetase-like. Lineage: Eukaryota; Viridiplantae; Streptophyta; Magnoliopsida; Poales; Poaceae. Gene Ontology annotation, biological process: homogentisate catabolic process; L-phenylalanine catabolic process; L-tyrosine catabolic process. The record is from RefSeq and is a predicted model, not a curated record. Gene Ontology annotation, molecular function: fumarylacetoacetase activity.
GCCUAUUUAUUGCGGCCUCUUCUUCCUCCUCUCCUCGCCUCGCCUCGCUCUUCCACUGUUCAUCUGCGCCACGACACGACACGACACGACACGAGACGAGAGAGGAGUCGGCAAUGGCGGAGGGGUCGCGGUCGCCGCUGAGGUCGUUCGUGGAGGUGGCGCCGGGGUCGCACUUCCCCAUCCAGAACCUCCCCUUCGGGGUCUUCCGCCGCAGGGGCUCGCCGGAGCCGGAGCCGCCGCGCCCGGCCGUCGCCAUCGGGGACUUCGCGCUCGACCUCGCCGCCGUCUCCGACGCGGGCCUCUUCCACGGGCCCCUCCUCUCCGCCUCCCCCUGCUUCCGCCAGGAAACGCUCAACAUGUUCCUGGGGAUGGGGCGUCCGGCCUGGAAGGAGGCGCGCGCCACGCUGCAGAAGAUCCUCUCAGCUGAUGAGCCGGUUUUGCGUGACAACGAGGCCUUGAAGAAGAAGUGCCUUGUUCCCAUGAGCGACACAGAGAUGCUUCUGCCAAUCACGGUAGGAGACUACACCGACUUCUUUUGUUCUGUGCACCAUGCAAGGAAUUGUGGGUUCAUCUUCCGUGGGCCACAGACCCCAGUCAACCCAAAUUGGUUUCAGCUUCCAGUAGGUUAUCAUGGUCGUGCAUCCUCUGUGAUUGUAUCUGGAACAGACAUCAUUCGACCCAAAGGGCAAGGCCAUCCAACAGGAGAUUCUCGACCUUAUUUUGGUCCUUCUAAGAAGCUUGAUUUUGAACUUGAGAUGGCAGCCAUUGUUGGACCAGGGAAUGAAUUGGGAAAACCUAUCGAUAUUAAUGAUGCUGAAGAACAUAUCUUUGGCCUAAUGAUAAUGAAUGAUUGGAGUGCCAGAGAUAUCCAAGCUUGGGAAACUAUACCUCUUGGACCUUUCCUUGGGAAAAGUUUCAGUACCACAGUAUCACCCUGGAUCGUUACUAUGGAUGCCCUAAAGCCUUUCACCUGUGAAGCUCCUAAGCAGGAACCUGAACCUUUGCCUUACUUAGCUGAAAAGAACCACGUAAACUACGAUAUUCCUCUUGAGGUCUGGAUUAAGCCCAAGGAGCAAAGUGAACCAUCAAUGGUUGCAAAGAGUAACUUCAAGCAUCUGUAUUGGACUUUAACACAGCAACUAGCACACCACACUGUUAAUGGAUGCAAUCUGAGACCAGGGGAUAUGUUUGCAACUGGCACACUAAGCGGACCUGAGACAGAAUCUUUGGGAUGUUUGCUGGAGCUAACAUGGAAUGGGCAGAAGGAGAUAUCAGUUGGAAACUCGACCCGCAAGUUCCUAGAAGAUGGGGAUGAGGUCAUCUUGACAGCUUGUUGCAAGGGUGAAGGCUACAAUGUCGGAUUCGGAACCUGCACUGGGAAGGUUCUGCCUGCACUUCCAUGAUCCAACAUAUAGAGGAUAGCCUGCUUUCAUCUCAUCAGUGUGUCAAUAAUCUCUGAAGAAAGCAUGCAAUGAGGCAAUGUAUCUAGCUAGUUACAUCUAUAUUUUAGUGCUUAGUGAUGGUAAAAAUACUAAUAAGGUAUGCUUCCCUGAGCUUUACAGAAGGGAUGUAAUUAAUGUUCUCCAGUUACAAUAAGAACUUAUUUGAAGUCGUCAUUGUCUCAGUGAUUUUGGCAUGCAAUGCUGGAUGUGAAAAUCGAUGUAAUGUUGGUCGCA